AGAACAGAAGAGAAAAUAUUCCCUUUUUUUUGUUUUCCUUCUCAUCUUCAUGGCUUAAAAAAAUAAUAAUUACAUUUUUUGGAUAAUGGAACAGUAUGUUUCCAAACUACAUCCUCUUGUGGAUUACGCUGCUGGGAUAUUUUUGCUGAUAAUAGCUAUUUUGACUAUAGGGGGCAAUUUAGCCGUAUUGAUCACCGCAGUGAAAUGUUCCUCUCACCUGAAGCCCCCCGACCUCCUGUCUAUAAACUUGGCAGUGACAGACCUCGGCAUGGCUAUCAGCAUGUACCCUCUGGCUAUAGCUUCCGCCUGGAACCACGCGUGGCUGGGUGGAGAUACGUCCUGCCUUUAUUAUGCCCUGAUGGGCUUUCUCUUCGGAGUCUCCAGUAUGAUGACCCUGACGGCGAUGGCUGUGAUUCGGUACCUAGUGACCAGCUCGCCCAUAUGCAACCGUAACAGAAUAAAAAAGAAUGCAAUGUAUAUUGUGAUAACGUGUAUAUGGCUUUAUUCCUUGCUGUGGGCAGUGUUACCCUUGCUUGGCUGGGGGCAUUAUGGUCCGGAACCGUUUGGCAUUUCCUGCACAAUCGCGUGGAAUGAAUUCCAGAACACUUCCAAUGGAUUUUCUUUCAUUGUGUCCAUGUUCGCCUUGUGUACUGUCACACCGGCCAUAACCAUCAUCACAUGCUAUGCCAAGAUAGCGUGGAAACUCCAUAAAGCUUAUCAAGAAAUAAAGAACUACGACAAAAUCCCCAACGCUGCAAAAUUGGAGAAAAAAAUCACUCUGAUGGCAGUACUGGUGAGUUUCGGUUUUCUUUUCUCGUGGACACCCUACGCGGCGGUGAGCUUUUGGUCGAUGUUCUACACCAGCGAGUACAUCCCGCCAGUGGUGACUCUACUGCCCUGUCUCUUCGCCAAGUCCUCCACCGCCUUCAAUCCUAUUAUUUAUUACAUGUUCAGCAAGACAUUCAGACAGAAAGUUAAGCAGCUGAAAUGUUGCUGUGGUUGGAGGAUCCAUUUCAUGCAAGAGAACUCGGCAGAGAAUCCGGCGGUGUCGGUGAUCUGGACGGGAAGAGACAACGUCCAGAUGUCCUCCGUCUUAAAAAUAAACACGGGAAAUUCCGGCUCAUUGGUGACGCAAUAAAAAUGUAAACGAGGUACUUCGAUUAAAACAUUUACGAUACGACACCCUACAACAGGAACACUGAAAACAAAGAAAUCUUGUAAUUAAUGUGCAUUUGUAAUGUAUUUUUAAAAAUAAAACCAUAUGUAUAUGUGGCAUUAGAUAGAGACACAAGAAUAAACAAUUGUUUACA
This is a messenger RNA of Spea bombifrons (plains spadefoot toad), 1310 nucleotides long. RefSeq names its product opsin-5-like. Gene Ontology annotation, cellular component: membrane. Gene Ontology annotation, biological process: G protein-coupled receptor signaling pathway; visual perception. Gene Ontology annotation, molecular function: G protein-coupled receptor activity. The record is from RefSeq and is a predicted model, not a curated record. Lineage: Eukaryota; Metazoa; Chordata; Amphibia; Anura; Pelobatidae. Bases 86 to 1138 code for a protein of 350 amino acids. The transcript has 4 exons.